Molecule: messenger RNA, 1122 nt
Organism: Porites evermanni
Lineage: Eukaryota; Metazoa; Cnidaria; Anthozoa; Scleractinia; Poritidae
Source: the annotation of a GenBank genome assembly
AUGGCGGAAGGUCGUUUCCUCUCGCAUCUUCUCCAAACAUCGCAAGAGUUACUGGCUUUGGGGGCAAAUCACGCAAACCUUCUUUCAACAAAGUAUCGUGAAUUUGUUCUACAUAAUCCGGAUACUGCUUCCAAGGUCGAAUCUAUUUUACGUGCGUUAUCGUAUAUACUUCCCGGUAGAUUUGGCGCUUCGGAAGCUCUCGCCGAACUCGUGUUUUCUUCAUCGCAACUUCUGACACUUUUACACGAUGGUAUUUUGCGUGAUAGGAAAGAUAGUAGUCAAGGUGGGAGUCAGAGUUCCCCAAAACACCGCGUUUUGCUUUGGUUAACUGUGGUUGAAUAUUUGGAAGUGUUUAUCGAGCUCGGCGCCUUUCGUUUGUGGGGUGAAAUUGGCAAGUGGAUUGUGGUGCUUGUGUUGCAGAUAACAAAGGCCGCACUGAGAUUUGUGUUGCUAUUCAAGUAUAACUCAGGUGUCCAACGUACGCCACACAUUCCUCCCCUUGAUCGAUCAAAGCUGAUGACGCAUGAAGAUGAAACUGAUAGGGAAAAUGAUGAAGAAGAAGAGGCAGGAACUUCAGCUGGGCGACAACAUGAAGACACUGCUGUUUCACCAGAACCAGUCUGGAGGGGAGCCAGAUCAGGAAGACUCAUGAGGUCCCUCAAUGCAACACCAACUGGUGGCUCACGGACUUGGACACUGCCAAAGGAAUCCUCCACAAAGAAAAGAGCAACUCAACCAACUCAUCUCUCUUCCAAAAGACUCUUUGCAGAGAGCCUGUACAUCUCUAGACCUCUCGUUCAUAUCGCCAGCAUGCUUUUAUGUGGACAGUUGUCAUGGAAACCGUGGUUGAUAUCUUGUGGUGUGGAUGUUACAUCAUUAGCUCUUAUGGGUGACUUGAGUGACUUAAAUGAUGAAGAAAAAUCAGAAUUAUCAAGAAGGACAUUGCUGCUGCUCUUUUAUUUCUUGAGGUCACCAUUUUAUGAUAACUACUCAAAGGUGAGGAUUCUUGGUUUUCUGAAGUUUAUGAGUGACACUAUCCCUGGAGUAUCUUUAGUAGUGGCUCCUCUAUUAGACUAUCUUCCAACUUGGCAGAAGAUUUAUUUCUACAACUGGACUUCCUGA